This is a messenger RNA of Cherax quadricarinatus, 1287 nucleotides long. The record is from RefSeq and is a predicted model, not a curated record. Lineage: Eukaryota; Metazoa; Arthropoda; Malacostraca; Decapoda; Parastacidae.
CGCAUUAUAACCCCCUCUCCCCUCCCCACACACAGGACCUCCUCAUCCCCACCGGAACACAUACAAACACACAACCACGACCAACUCUCACACUAGGAGGGAAUAGAAAACGAGUGCUCAGUUGCCCGCUAUCCUCUGCCACGCGCCGGUCUGUAAGUAACUGAACAUGCGCUGGUGAUGUAAUAUACAGCCCAUAUAAUUAGUUGAAAGAAUUUUAUUAUUGCUCUUAUGAGAUUUGUAGAUCUACAACACACCUCAACUCCACAUCUGUCAGUAUGAAAAUUUGGCACAGCUACCUCAUCUACACGUCUGUGGCGCUCUUGACAGGUGGGACGGAGAGCAUCCAGGUGGAGGAGCCGCCAGGGCUGAAGGUGUUUGAGAACGGCACCGUGAACGACAUUGUGCUUGACUGUCCCUUCGUUCUUGAGGAAGGCGACAGCGCAGGCCUCGUCAUCAAGUGGUUUCACCUGACAAACCCAGUAGCAGUCUACCAGUGGAUACCCAGCGGCUCUGCCCCGCAGGCAACUGGCAUCCUGGAGGGUCGUGUGGACCUCGAGUACCAGUCCUCAGACAACAACCACCGGCCCGAGCACUCGAGGAUUCUCAACCCACCACCCGAGCUUCACCGACAGUACACGUGUUCGCAUCGCCUCCUUUCAACGAUGAAAAGUUGUGAACCACAAGAAGUGAAGGUUUGGACUGAGCAGCGAGACGAGCAGGAGGUUACUGUGGUGUGCGAGGUGAACCAUGUGUUCCCACAACCUCGCCUAUACCUCCUCCAGGUAUCUCCCGCAGCUGAAAGGUUGCCUUUAUUAUGCGGAGACCUGAGUCAGCAGCCACUUUUUCUUGCCUGAUGAUCUUCCAGUUAUCACAUCCCUAGAUUCAAAGAACAAAUAACUGAACUUUGAACUGGCUUGAAGACUACUGCUGGAAUCUUGGGUGGAAUAAGGUGCAGUCGCCUUGUGUAAAAGUGUAGAGUGAAACAUCAGGAGCGCAACAUCAGUGUGUUUUUGUAAAUGGUUCAAGUCGGACCGAAACGUCGUCGUAGCUUCUCUCUCCUAUGUGCGGGUUAUUUGUGUAUUGUUCCAGUCACGGUAUUGUGCUUUCUUGUUCUUCAGGUGUGUUAGACUAGGACUGUAGCUCAGUGUAACAUCAGGUGUGUUAGACUGCCACUGUAGCUCAGUGUAGAGUGUAACAUCAAGUGUGUUAGACUGCCACUGUAGCUCAGUGUAGAGUGUAACAUCAAGUGUGUUAGACUGCCACUGUAGCUCAGUGUAGAGUGUAACA